Molecule: messenger RNA, 2151 nt
Organism: Cylicocyclus nassatus
Lineage: Eukaryota; Metazoa; Nematoda; Chromadorea; Rhabditida; Strongylidae
Source: the annotation of a GenBank genome assembly
AUGCGCAUGCAGUGGCGCGAGCUGUGCGAACAGCGUCCGCAGUUGCUGGACGUGGCUAAGAUCAUGGACGACUUCUGGAACAACGGGCGGACAUCGGACGUGCUGAACAUAUCCAUGCCGACGCGUUUCGGGAAGUCGCUGCUUAGCACCACGUUCUCGGUGUACCUUCUGACGUGCGACGUACACACCCGCAUACUGCGUGCGUCGUAUUCAGCGGAGUUGGCGGAGUCGUUCUCGUACCAGGUGCGCAACCAGCUGGCUGCAUUCUGCGAGAAGUUGGGAAUGCAGGUGGCCACCGAGGGCACGCGCAACCGGUGGAGGAUCGCUGGCAACGACAUGGAUAACCAUGCCGGAGUCGGUGUCGGAGGUUCAAUCACUGGUUUCGGUUUCGACAUCGCGAUAAUUGACGACACGGCGAAGAACAUGCAGGACGCGAUGAGCGCAGCAUACCGCCGCAGCCUCACAUCGUUCCGCGACUCCGUACUCAUCGGACGUAUGGAGGGCAAGAAGAAAAUCCUCAAUGUCGGCACGCGGUGGACGGUCAACGACUGGUUCUCGCUGUGGCCCGAUGCGGAGGAGUACAUGCUGCCCGCGAUGAACGAUGACGGUACCAGCUGUUGCGAGGCAUGGAAGACUACCGGAGAGCUAACCAUUGAGCGCAACCGCAUAUCGUCAGAGGUGUGGGAUGCACAGUACCAGCAGCAGCCGACCGCCACCGGUCGCGUGUGUCUGUUCGAUGGUUGGCGGCCGAUAACGUGCGCCGUGCCAGAGGACGGCGACGACUUCAUCAUCAUCGACCCAUCUACCGAGUACGGCAUCGACUUCUUCACCGCGUUCCAUUACCGCCGAAAGGACGGUUUCUUGUACCUCGUGGAUGCGUUCGCUUCACCGCGUGCGGAACCUCAAGAUGUCGCAAAGUGGAUAAACCGCCAUGACUACACGGUGUGUUGGUGCGAGGCCAACGGUGUCGGCGCGUCAGUGAUCAAGAAGCUGCGGCUGUACGGCGUGCGGUCGGUGGCGUCAUUCGCAACCACGUCCGACAAGUACGGGCGUGCAUACGUACAGCGCGACAACGUGCUCAACUAUCUGCGCAUCGGUGACGGAUGCGAUGCAGAGGUUGUACGCGAACUGUUGCGGGAGGCUGAGGUCUUUCCGUGCACCGGUGACGACAUCCACGACGACCUCAUCGAUAACGUGAUAAUGGCGUUUGAGAGAAUGAAAAUACCUCGCAAGCAUUCAGGAUAUUGCGGCAUUGACGGACUCAUGGGCGGAGACCGCGAGUGUCGUCCGUUUGCAAAGUCCGAUGUCGACGGCAUCCUGUCCAUGAUCAGCAACCGCAUGCAGAAUGUGGUGUUUCAGUCUGACGUGGAGACCAUCGACAUCACGAGCAUUGCUCGGAAACUGCACGACGAUGCCGCAUCUGUUAUCCGCCACAUGUUCUACGACGGCAGCGUGUCGAUGCACAUGCCGACACUGACGUGGUCGUGGGAGCUCGAUAGUGAGAUAAGCCAUUACAACGAUGGCGACUUCGUGACGAUGUACGAUGAGGUGUAUCGCAAUACCGGUGAGACGCGCUCACAACGGAUGAAGCCGCAGAUCGAUUUUCUGAACACGAUAAACGACAGCGACCUCAACUUAAUCAUGAAUUACGGCGCGAUGGGAGUGCUCAGUCCUGAGAACAGCAGCCGCGCAGACGGUUACCUUGACGACACCGAAAUCGAGAAGAUGCAGAGCGACUACCGUAAGAACUACGGCGUUCGCUUCGGAAAGUGGGCGCUUAUGAUUACGCGCAACCCGGUGAAAUUUCAGAAGAUUGACAUGCCGAUUGCAGAACUGCAACUCAUGGACAAACGCAAGGCCGCGCUUUCGUCCAUUCUGCAGUUCAUGAACAUCCCGAAGGAGCUGCACGCAUUCUUCGAGAACGCAAAGUACUCCAACCGCAACGAGGCGGAACUCGACAUGUACGGCAACACGGUGUCCUACUGGGCUGCGAUGUUCGUGAAGAUGUUCCGCGACUGCUACGAGUGGCUGCGCAUCAACCAGCCGACAAUGCGCUACCCGACCGACAACGCGAUAUGGUUCGACAUCGUCGGCGUGCCAGCGUUGCAGGAUAAGAAGAAUGCCGAAAUCGAGGCAGCCAGCAAGGAGCUC